ACUACAUGUAACUUUAACAGAAUUAAAUCUGUAUUCAGCUCACACCACAGGAACCGGUAAUUUUGUCUGUAAUAGUAAUAGUAGGGUUACCACCCGGGGCUCUAACAGAAAUUAAGAGUGGUAUGGUAUAGACCUCUACUGUUAUCAUUACAGAAAAAAUCACCGGUUUCUGUGCUCACACUAGAAGAACUCGCAAAAUUUUGUUAACGAGUCGUUGGUAAUACCCAUAUUUUCUACUUUCGGUUUACGUACUGAAUGUAAACACGAGAAAUAAUUUCCGUAUUCGAGUAUCUGAACUUCAAUAUGGCAGAGGGCGGAGUGCCACAUGAAGCAGAACGUUUACCAACACUACAGGACUUCCUUAACAAUCAGGAACUCAGGAGUCUUUACGAAGAUCCUGAAAUUCAAAUGAUCUUCACUGAAAUUGAAAACAACCCUAACACAAUUCUACAGCAUCACAAUCACCCCAAAGUACAACAGGUUCUCCGACUGAUUCAAUCCGAGUUUGAUCGACAACCACCACCCACGGAUCAGGGAGCUGACAUUGAGCAGAUGACAAGACCAGCUCAAACGGAUGAUGAUGACAUACAGGAUAUCAUUCGAAUUCUGGAACAGGAAGAAAAUAAUUCAGGAAGUUCCUAAAUUCUGCUCUGGAGAGUGUUUUCAAACUCAACAAUGCAAUCUUUAUAAAAGUGAUACACGUGUCAUGAAAUAUCCAAAAGAAAUCACAAGCAUAAAGACUUGGCUUUUAUUACGAUGAUUUAAUGAUGACUGACAAUGAUUAUAUGUGUAUUAACUUGAUGUAGCAGAUGUUUUUCUCUAACUUCUUCCUGCUAUUAACUUCUCACUUAUCAUUGUUUGGAUGUUUUAUUGUGGAUUAUUAGUAUAAUAAAGCUUUCUUUACAAUGAA
This is a messenger RNA of Ostrea edulis (European flat oyster), 910 nucleotides long. Its product is annotated as hsc70-interacting protein-like. The coding region runs from base 304 to 642 and encodes 112 amino acids. The record is from RefSeq and is a predicted model, not a curated record. NCBI's taxonomy places the organism in Eukaryota, Metazoa, Mollusca, Bivalvia, Ostreida, Ostreidae. The transcript has 4 exons.